UCGCUUAAACCGUUACAGUGCUCUCGAUUUAUCCGGCGACUGGUUCGCGGGUUCUUGGUAAAAGCAGAGCGAGAGUUGGCUGCGCGCAGUCACCGAGCACAGGGUGUAACCGACGCACGCACCAUGCUCCUCAUCUUCGUAUGCAUGUUGGCCGCGGUCGCCGCCGCACCGACCUACGACCGGAGGCAGGAUGGAGGUUUCAACGUACAAGCCGAUGUCUCGAACAUACUAUUCGUUGUUGCUUUACCAAAAAAAAUACCCAUGAGUCUACUCAGUGCUCUUUUGAGGAACUCGAAGAGGAGUGGAGAGGAGUCGAUCGCUCAGGACAGGGCUGAUGUCUCAAACUCUUUGAAUGCGUUUGUGGAACCUAACACACCGUAUAGAGUUAUAAUCGGUACGGAGGGCGAGAAGGUUGUGGAAGCUGAUGGUGGUGAUGCGAUCGUCAUCGCCGGCCGGCGGCGCUUGGAGGCCGAGCCUAACGAGGAGAUGAAGCUUAUUGGCGCGACGGAGCAGUGUGGACCCGAGCGGACGCGAGACCCGGUCACCCUCACGUGUAAAUCUAUCAACGACCUUCGCAUUGCCAAACCAGAUAGUACACCUGAAGUAAUUCCAGUGCCAACGUAAUUAAUAGAGGGUAUUACUGUUUGUAGAAUUUAAGCUAUUUAUUUUGCUAGACAAAACUUUUGACUAUACGAAUAGGUUAAGAUUUUUUUUAUUUAAAUAAAGUUUAUUUAUUUUAA
This is a messenger RNA of Maniola jurtina (meadow brown), 740 nucleotides long. RefSeq lists its product as uncharacterized. The transcript has a single exon. The record is from RefSeq and is a predicted model, not a curated record. NCBI's taxonomy places the organism in Eukaryota, Metazoa, Arthropoda, Insecta, Lepidoptera, Nymphalidae. The coding region runs from base 124 to 624 and encodes 166 amino acids.